AUGGCCGCCAACAUCACCUCCAAACUCGCAACCCUCAAUCCUUUCUCCAAGAAGGCCCCCGAGGAUGAGGAAGAGCUGGGCGAGAAGACGGACAACCACACCCUCGCCGGUGGAGGCCACGCCGCCCGCGACUCCGACCUCAAGCACCGUCUGCGCGUGAGUCGCGCAAUCAAGUCCUUCCUCGCCGACCAGAAGGUCUUGUCCUCCAAAGAAGCCGGCAUCGACUCCGACCAGCCCAGCUCUGCGCUUCAAGCCCUCGUCGACAAGCCUCACAUCAGUGUCCCGCGCGAGCUGACUGACAGGUCCCACCCCCUGCCGGAGUACUUCAUCAGCUCUAGUCACAACACGUAUCUCCUCGCCCAUCAGCUCUAUGGAGGCUCCUCGGCCGAGGCUUACGAAGAGACUCUCCGCGCAGGUGCGCGUUGUGUUGAGAUUGACGCAUGGGACAACCCGGAUAACAAAGACGAGCCCAAGGUCACUCACGGUUACACGCUGGUAUCCAACAUUCCGUUCCGGACAGUGUGCGAGACCAUCCGCGAUGUCGUCGACCAGGAGGCAAGAGAACCAGUUCCGGCCGCCCCCAUUCUUCUUUCCCUCGAGAACCACUGUGAUCCGGAAGGACAACUGCGUCUCGUCCUCAUCAUGAAGGAAGUUUUCGGCGACCGACUAUUGAGCAAGGCAGUACGAGCCAAGGGCCACGCGGAGCAGGACGGCCAGGGCGACCACGUGCGCCUCGAAGAGCUUGGCAACAAGAUCGUUGUCAUCGUUGAGUAUCACUUCCCUGGUGAACCCGACGACAGCAGCUCCAGCUCCGACGACGAAGACGGCGAGGAGAAGAAGAACCACGAAGCCUACAAGGCCAAGAAGAAGGAAGCGUCCAAGACCCUGAUCGUUCCCGAACUUGAAGAGCUCGGCGUCUAUGCCCAGUCAGUCAAGCCUGUUGACAACUCAUGGUACGAGGAGGUCCUCAAGGAAGCCCCUCAUCACCAUCUCAUCAACGUCUCGGAAUCUGGCCUCGCCUCCCACAUGCCUGGUGCCAGCGACAAGAUUGCCCGCCACAACGCCCACCACCUCAUGCGUGUCUUCCCUAAAGGCACCCGUAUCUCCUCCAAGAAUCUCCAUCCUGCACCAUUCUGGGGUAUUGGUGCCCAGAUCUGCGCCCUCAACUGGCAGACUUUCGGCGCUUCUAUGCAAUUGAAUGAGGCUCUUUUCAGCGGUUCGGAGGGCUUUAUCCUUAAGCCCGCCGCUCUUCGGCCCGGCGGCUCUGGUCAUCUCGACUCGGGAGGAAAGAAGAAGCUUCGCCUGCACGUCGGAGGCGCCACAGACGUCCCUGUCCCCUCCGGUCGAGACGACGACGAGCCCAUCAAGCCCUACUUGACAUGUACCCUGGUCCACCCGCAUGACCUCAACAUCGACCCACCUAAGCGCAAGACUGCAGGAUACAGGCAGCACAAGCUUACUGGUUUCCUGCACAAGGGGGAGAACCCUCCACCGACAGAACCAUUAUGGAACGAAGUGCUGGAGUGGGAUUACCAAGACAACGAGAUGGUGUUCCUGCGGAUGCUCAUCAAGAGCGACGACAGUUUCGCGAGAAACCCGAUGCUGGCCGUCGGCGCUGUGCGGCUGAUGUACACGAUACCCGGCUGGGUCUUCAUUCGCAUGCUCGAUCUGAAGGGUAGGGAGACCAAGUGCUCCAUACUCGUCAAGUUCGAAGUUGUCGAUGCAUAA
This is a messenger RNA of Colletotrichum karsti, 1728 nucleotides long. RefSeq names its product phosphatidylinositol-specific phospholipase C. The transcript has a single exon. The coding region runs from base 1 to 1728 and encodes 575 amino acids. The record is from RefSeq and is a predicted model, not a curated record. Lineage: Eukaryota; Fungi; Ascomycota; Sordariomycetes; Glomerellales; Glomerellaceae. Gene Ontology annotation, molecular function: phosphatidylinositol-4,5-bisphosphate phospholipase C activity. Gene Ontology annotation, biological process: phosphatidylinositol-mediated signaling; lipid metabolic process.